Molecule: messenger RNA, 1810 nt
Organism: Dufourea novaeangliae
Lineage: Eukaryota; Metazoa; Arthropoda; Insecta; Hymenoptera; Halictidae
Gene: vari
Product: MAGUK p55 subfamily member 6
Exons: 8
Coding region: 1-1809 (602 amino acids)
Cellular component (GO): plasma membrane; cell-cell junction
Molecular function (GO): protein binding
Source: RefSeq, a predicted model, not a curated record
AUGAAGAACAGCAGGUCGAUGAUGGAUAUCGAGGACAUCUGCGGAUGCUCGAUCAUCCCCAGGAAAGAAUUGCCUCAUCUGAACUCCACUUCCGCCGCCUUCAUGCACGUACGCGACAACCUGCAGGAGCUGGGCAAGGUGGCGGAGGACACGGACCUGCUGUUCCUCAAGGGCCUGCUGGACAGUCCGGUCGUGAAUUCUCUGGUGAAGGUACAGGAGCGUCUGGAGGAUCCUCCGCUCCACGUGGAACCGGUAUGCUCGUCCGUCUGUGACAUCGUCGACGAGGUCUGCCACGCGUUACGGGUCUCACGGGACGAAAACGCGCGGGAACUUACGCGAUUGCUGCGAAGCUCGCACCUGAAAGCGCUCCUGGAGACGCACGACGCGGUCGUCGAACGUAAAGAGGCGCCGUCGAAACCGGAACCACCGCCUCAGACGACGAUGCCCAGUAACGAGAGGACGGAAGCCAUGAGGAUGGUCGGCCUGAGAAGGCAUCCUGACGAACCUCUGGGUCUCACGGUGCAGGUCGACGAAUCUGGCAACUUGAUAAUCGCCAGGAUCCUCGGCGGUAGCACGGCGGCCAGGCAAGGGCUCCUGAGAGCAGGGGAAGUGAUACUGGAAGUGAACGGAAAACAGGUACGGAACCCCGAGGAGCUUCAGGAAGCCAUUCACGAGGCGAAGGAGAACCUCACGUUGAAAUUAGCGCCUGGAAUCGCGAGUGAUGGGAAUCGACCUGUUAAAUCGACGUGUUACAUGAGGGCGCUCUUCGACUACGAUCCCUCUGAGGACACGUUGCUGCCGUGCAGGGAGAUCGGUCUGCCCUUCCAGAAGGGCGACGUGUUGCAGAUCGUCGACCAAGCGGAUCCAAACUGGUGGCAGGCCAGACGGGUGGAGGGGGAAGGUCUCGGUCCGCCGGGUCUGAUCCCGUCCCUGGAGCUCGAGGAACGAAGAAAAGCGUUCGUGCCGCCGGAGGCCGAUUUCGUUCACAAGAUAAGCAUCUGCGGCACCAGAAUCUCCAAGAAGAAGAAGAGAAAGAUGUACCAGUCGAAGUCGAACGGCGAAUUCGACGGCGCAGAACUGCUCCUGUACGAGGAGGUCGCUAGGAUGCCGCCGUUUCGUCGCAAAACUCUGGCCCUGGUUGGACCUAGGGGGGUCGGUCGCAGAACAUUGAAGAACAGGCUAAUAAACAGCGAUCCUGAGAAAUUUGGCACUAUUGUCCCAUAUACCUCGCGACCACCCAGAGUUCUCGAGGAGGACGGCAAGAGCUAUUGGUUCACGGAACGCGAUUCGAUGGAAACGGACAUCAGGGAGCACCGGUACCUCGAGUACGGCGAGCACGGGGGCCAUUUGUACGGAACGAAGCUGGACUCUGUGCGCGAGCUGAUACGAGCGGGGAAAAUGUGCGUCCUCGAUUGCAGUCCAGCCGCGUUGAAGAUACUCCACAAUAGCACGGAAUUCAUGCCUUACGUGAUUUUCAUAGCUGCGCCCGGAAUGGAGCAACUGAAAUGUUUGUACGACCUCGGAAGGUCGACCGGGGCGAGCAGUCGAAAUUUAAUGUUUGACCGCCAGAGUUCCAUCAGAUACAGCUCGAGGAGGGCCAGAACGCUGGAGUCCCUUGCGUCGUUGUACGAGGAGGACGAUCUGAAGUCGACGUUGGAGGAGUCUGCGGCUCUUCAGCGCGCCUACGAGAAGUACAUCGACUUGGUGAUCGUGAACGAGGACUUCGACAACACGUUCAGACAGGUGAUCGCCGCCCUGGACUCCCUGGCCACGGAACACCAAUGGGUCCCCGUGAACUGGAUCUAUUAAA